AUUUAAUUCUUCAAUUCCCCCAAAUAUGUACUCGAUCUAUAUAAAUCCCUCCGUCAAUUCUUUUCCUCUCAUAUCGAUCAGUCAAACUAACCUAGCUAUACACAAUGUUUGGAAAAAGUAACCGCCACGGCGACGUCCGGCUGACCGGCUCCUCAUUAGCCGCCAUUCUCAUUGCUGCGGUGGUGGCCGCCGCCGUAUCUGCGCCGGGGGCGGAGGCUGCUCGGGCCUUCUUUGUGUUUGGCGACUCGCUGGUGGACAAUGGGAACAACAACUACCUGGCGACCUCCGCCAGGGCUGACUCUCCGCCGUACGGCAUUGACUAUCCCACUCACCGUCCCACCGGCCGCUUUUCCAACGGCCGCAAUAUCCCUGAUUUUAUCAGCGAAGCUAUAGGUUCGGAGCCGACUUUGGCUUACUUGGACCCCGCACUAACUGGCGAAAAGUUAUUGGUUGGUGCAAAUUUUGCUUCUGCUGGUAUCGGAAUUCUCAACGACACCGGCAUUCAGUUUGUAAACAUAAUAAGGAUAGCACAACAAAUCCAAUAUUUUGAGCAAUAUCAACAACGAUUGAGCAACUUGAUAGGGGCGGAACAGGCACAAAGCCGCGUAAACAAGGCACUUGUCCUCAUCACUCUUGGUGGUAAUGACUUCGUCAACAACUACUUCUUGGUCCCCGUUAGCGCCCGAAGACUCCAGUUCACUAUUCCAAACUAUUGUCGUUACCUCAUCUCCGAAUACCGAAAAAUCUUAUUGAGGCUAUACGAUUUGGGAGCAAGAAGGGCGUUGGUGACAGGUACAGGUCCGUUGGGUUGUGUUCCAGCAGAGCUAGCCCAGAGAGGGCGGAACGGUGAAUGUUCAGAUGAACUCCAAGAAUCCGCUGCCAUUUUUAAUCCCCUUCUCAUCGAAAUGAUUCAAAGUAUCAAUCAAGAACUCGGCUCCACCGUCUUUGUCGCGGUCAAUGCUGUCCAGAUGCAGAACGAUUUCAUCCACAAUCCUCAGGCUUAUGGUUUUACGACGUCAAAGAUAGCAUGUUGUGGACAAGGGCCAUUUAAUGGGAUUGGACUUUGUACACCUGCUUCGAAUUUGUGCUCAGAUAGAGAUGCUUAUGCAUUUUGGGAUGCCUUUCAUCCAUCAGAGAAGGCAAAUGCGAUCAUUGUGAGGGGUAUUUUGACAGGCACAGAUAAAUACAUGAUACCGAUGAACUUGAGUACCAUUAUGGCAAUUGAUUCAUUUCAUGUGUAGUAUGGUCCCCUCGCAUGCACUCCGCCCUUCCAAUUUAGCUUCAGAUAUAUUAUAUGUGUAUAUUUUCCAUCAUGCUUCUAUAAUAUGUUGACUACAAUAUAUUUCUAUUGUUCCCCGUUGUGGAUGGAUUAAGACUCCUGUAACAUUAAGAGAAAAAAGUGUACAACGCAUAGGUUUAGAGUUCUAUGUCUUGUCAUGUGUGAUUAUUAACAACAUACAUUUGCAAUUAUGCCUCUUAUGGCAAUCAAUCGUAUAUAUAUUCGUAAAUGUUGGUCUUUUUCAACAUUGAUGCGGUAAAUUCCAUAUUAUUUCAAUCUUCAUUUCAUGCAUACAAUUUGACUUUGGGAUAUAUUAUUGUUUUCAUGUCAUUCUUAAAAUUUGAGAACUUUAAGCUCACCAAUGGACGAGGGGCUCUCCCAAUGACACCUCAUUGACAACCUUGGAAACUUCUCCGGUCAAAGCCUAUACCUCGGUUGUAACUUGUAUUCAGAGGAGGUGCACCUCCAAUAGUAGCCUACAACCUCUUUGACAACAUUAGAAAGAAAGCAUAUCCACGCCUAGUUUGUCACCCGCCCAUGCAUGGACGAGAGCCUCUCCCCAUAUAUAGUCGAGGUUUCCUGCACAACAUCAAUUGAAGGCACUUUGUCCCCCCUCUAGACGACUCUUAUGUAGAACUUGGAGCACAUACUCAGGUCUAUACCAACUGUUCUAAAUACCGGACUAGUCGGAUCGAUUAAUCGAUCUAGUUGGCCUAGUCAGCCCUAACUAUAGAGCACUAAUCGACCUAGUCAGCC
This is a messenger RNA of Cuscuta epithymum, 2035 nucleotides long. The record is from the annotation of a GenBank genome assembly. NCBI's taxonomy places the organism in Eukaryota, Viridiplantae, Streptophyta, Magnoliopsida, Solanales, Convolvulaceae.